This is a messenger RNA of Aspergillus sclerotioniger CBS 115572, 906 nucleotides long. RefSeq names its product NAD(P)-binding protein. The coding region runs from base 1 to 906 and encodes 301 amino acids. Lineage: Eukaryota; Fungi; Ascomycota; Eurotiomycetes; Eurotiales; Aspergillaceae. The record is from RefSeq and is a predicted model, not a curated record. The transcript has a single exon.
AUGUCUUCACCAUUUGUCGCCGUGGCCGGCGCCACAGGCCAGCUGGGUUCCCUCGUCGCCCAGGAGCUUCGCAAGCGCGGCGUGACUGUCAAAGCCCUCGUCCGUCCCAACACCGACCCUUCGCGCACCGCCGUCCUGCGCGACUGCGGCGUUUACAUCAUCCCCGUCGACCUGGCCGACCAGCGCCGUCUCACACAGGAAUUUACAGGCGCGACCUGCGUCGUCUCCACCCUUCAAGGCCUCGCCAACGUCAUCCACACCGCGCAGGGCACCCUCCUCGAUGCCGCCGUCGCGGCUCAAGUGCCUCGCUUCAUCCCAUCCGACUUCUCCCUCGACUUCACCAAGACCAAGCCCGGGUCCAACCGCAACCUGGACCUGCGACGAGAGUUCCACAAGUCUUUAGAGAGGGCUCCUAUUGCCAGCACCAGCAUCCUCAAUGGCGGAUUCAUGGACCUCAUGGGCGGCGACUCGCCCAUGAUCAACCACAAAAAGGGCAAGGUGAUGUACGUUGGCAGCGCGACGCAGUUGCUCGAUUUCACGACGGUCGCUGACACAGCCGCAUACACGGCCGCCGUGGCGGCCGACACUACUCCGACCCCUCGGUUUCUGCGCAUCGCGGGCGACGUGCUUAGUGCUCAGGGCAUCGCGGAUGCCGCGGGCCAGGUCUACGGUAAGACGUACAAACCGUCUUGGAUGGGCAGUAUUGGGUUUCUGGAGGGGCUUAUCCGUGUGCUGCGGCUGUUUGGAGGCGAGGAUCAGAUCAUGCCCGUUUGGCAGGGCAUGCAGUAUAUGGUGAAUAUCUUCUCGGGGGCGGGUAAGCUGGAUCCGCUGGAUAAUGACCGAUAUCCGGAGUUGAAGUGGACUAAGGUGGUGGAGGUUUUACGGGAGUAUAAGAAUAAGCGGUGA